AUGGGUGCUGCGCCAGAGGCGAACGGACGGCCCUGUCAGCCCAAGAUGAGGUCGUCGACCCGCGCUCCGCUGCUCCACCGGAUAGACAUGGCCGCCAAGCAGGUCGAGGAGAUGCGCGCAUCCAACGCCGCCGGCUUCCCAACAGACAGUUCAUUGGCGGCCGCUGCACAGGCCGAGGGCAGCAGGCUCCAGAUGCAUCAGAGCGGCGACACAGAUGCCCAAUUCCCACCCUCCACACGCGUCGCACUCAGCUCUCCGGCUCGUCCAGAGGCCUCGUGCGGCCUCGUGUGGCUCAGUUUGACCCUCAAAACACCGCAGGCCGGCGACUCGACGUGCCCCCUCUACUCUCGCUCGUCGUGGCGCGUGAUCGCCUUGGGUGGGCGCCAGCGCACCACGCGGCGAUGGGCCGAGGCAGAGGCCAAGGCGGCCAAGGCCAAGGGCGGCCCCGCAAAAGGGAAGGGGGGUGGUAAGGCUCAGAUGAAGGUGAAGUCUGUAAAGUGA
Messenger RNA from Emiliania huxleyi CCMP1516, 501 nucleotides. RefSeq lists its product as hypothetical. Bases 1 to 501 code for a protein of 166 amino acids. Lineage: Eukaryota; Haptophyta; Isochrysidales; Noelaerhabdaceae. The transcript has 3 exons. The record is from RefSeq and is a predicted model, not a curated record.